AUAGAAAGCUUUGCUCUGGACUGGGCAAAAUCCAGUCUGCCAAUUGCCAGUACCGCUGUUUUUACCUCUAUCGACUCCAUCUGUGGCUAUUUAAGACAUGGAUUACGCCAGUCAAAGGGAUAUGAGCAAGCAGGUUGUGAACAAUCCUGAACCCGUGGCUCGUGGACCCAGUGAAGGUGCGGGGGUUGUAAGAAUCAGCCCCGAAAAUGAGCCGCAGAAUGCCCCGCCGCAAACCCCCGCCGCGACGGCCAGGCUUCCCCCAUCGCUCUCUAACGACAACAAAACACUUCCCUCCGAAGAAGUUAAACCAAACGAUUUUGAGAGGACCAAAGUCGGGAUCUGCAAGCUCAGCAGCACCCCGGUGCAAGCCAACUCCACGCUCCGGAGGGAAUCUGUGGAAGCCUUUCCCUGCAAGCACAGCCCUGGGGUAGGGACCGCCGGGCAAGCUGCUAUUCCUCACUGCAAAAUUCCCGCUUUGCAGAGCACAGACGGGGACGCUAAUCUAAGCCUUGGUAAGAGCACACUGGAGCAAAACAGCACCAAGGGCACCUGGGUGACCUUGAGCCAGAGCACCGUGGUACUGGGCACAGAUGGCAACACUUCUGUCCUUCCUGGCAGAGUGGAGGGGGAAGACGAUGUAGGGGAUGAAAAUAAAGCCCGAGGGAACUGGUCCAGCAAGCUGGAUUUCAUCCUCUCCAUGGUGGGUUAUGCAGUGGGGCUGGGCAAUGUCUGGAGGUUCCCGUACCUGGCCUUUAAGAAUGGGGGAGGUGCGUUUCUCAUCCCCUAUUUGAUGAUGUUGGCUCUAGCUGGGAUCCCCAUUUUCUUCCUGGAAGUCUCUCUGGGGCAGUUUGCUAGUCAGGGCCCCGUGUCGGUCUGGAAAGCCAUCCCGGCCUUGCAAGGCUGCGGUAUCGCCAUGCUGAUCAUCUCGGUUCUAAUAGCCAUAUAUUACAAUAUUAUCCUGUGCUACACACUUUUCUACCUUUUUGCGUCCUUUGUACCUGUGCUACCCUGGGCCUCCUGUAACAACCCGUGGAACACGCCAGACUGUAAAGAUAAAAACAAACUUUUGCUAGAUUCCUGCAUUAUUGGUGACCAUCCAAAAAUACAAAUCAAGAACUCUACUUUCUGCAUGAGUGCCUAUCCAAACUUAACCAUGGUUAACUUCACCAGGGAAGGAAACAAAACAUUUGUCAGUGGAAGUGAAGAAUAUUUCAAGUACUUUGUAUUGAAGAUUUCAGCAGGGAUUGAAUAUCCUGGUGAGAUCAGAUGGCCCUUGGCACUAUCUCUUUUCCUAGCUUGGGUGAUUGUAUAUGCCUCCCUUGCUAAAGGAAUCAAGUCAUCAGGAAAAGUGGUGUAUUUUACAGCUACAUUCCCCUAUGUAGUUCUCAUUAUCCUUCUUAUAAGAGGAGUAACUCUCCCUGGAGCUGGAGAUGGAAUCUGGUACUUCAUCACACCAAAGUGGGAGAAGCUAAUUGAUGCUAUGGUUUGGAAGGAUGCUGCCACUCAGAUUUUCUUCUCCUUAUCUGCAGCAUGGGGAGGUCUAAUUACUCUCUCUUCUUACAACAAAUUCCAUAACAAUUGCUACAGGGACACAUUGAUAGUCACAUGUACCAACAGUGCCACAAGUAUAUUUGCAGGCUUUGUCAUCUUCUCAGUUAUUGGCUUCAUGGCAAAUGAACUCAAAGUGAAUAUUGAAGCUGUGGCAGACCAAGGUCCUGGAAUUGCUUUUGUGGUUUACCCAGAAGCCUUAACGAGGCUUCCUCUCUCUCCCUUCUGGGCCAUAAUAUUCUUUUUGAUGCUUCUAACUCUUGGAUUAGACACCAUGUUUGCCACUAUCGAGACUAUUGUGACCUCUGUUUCAGAUGAGUUCCCCAAGUACUUACGUACACACAAGGCACUGUUCACUCUUGGGUGCUGCGUGUCCUUUUUCAUCAUGGGAUUUCCUAUGAUCACUCAGGGUGGAAUGUAUAUGUUACAGCUUGUGGACACUUAUGCAGCUUCUUACUCUCUUGUCAUUAUUGCCAUCUUUGAGCUCGUUGGAGUUUCCUAUAUCUACGGAUUGCAAAGAUUUUGUGAAGAUAUAGAAAUGAUGAUUGGAUUCCAGCCAAGUAAAUUCUGGAGAGUCUGUUGGGCAUUUGUGACCCCGACUAUUUUAACAUUCAUCCUCUGCUUCAGCUUUUACCAGUGGGAGCCGAUGACUUAUGGAGCUUACCACUACCCCGGCUGGUCCAUGGUGCUCGGGUGGCUGAUGCUGGCCUGCUCAGUCAUCUGGAUCCCAGUUAUGUUUGUGAUAAAAAUGCAUCUAGCCCCAGGCAAAUUCAUUGAGCGACUCAAGCUGGUGUGCUCCCCACAGCCUGACUGGGGUCCGUUCUUGGCCAAGCACCGUGGUGAACGCUACAUGAACAUGAUUGAUCCACUGGGAACCUCCUCCCUGGGACUUAAACUGCCAGUGAAGGAUAUGGAACUGGGGACACAAUGCUAAUAAUUAUUAGUAAUGGGUGGCAAUAACAUUGUCAGCCUGUUCUGAUACGUUUUUCUUUUUUUCCAUUUUGUUCCCCCACUGUUUCUUCUUUUCUUUUCCACAGUGCCUGGAAGUGGUUGUCUAGGAAAGUAGGAUUUACUGUUGCAUGCCAUAGUGACGACCUAGCUAGACCACUUCCAGGUGUAGGUGAUGCCCGUGAGAUGUUCUGUACCCAGUGAAACAGCAAAACCACAGUGUGUGACAGGUGACAUACCAGUGAUGUAGGAAUAAACAAAACUGAAUUGAAAAAUCUUUAAAGGAAACAAUGUGCAGGAUUUGACCCAUUUCCCACAAGCAUCCUCAUAACAGAUGGCUAUGAUGGGACUAGGAUUUUACCACCAGUGUAUUCAAAGGAAGAUUCAGCCCUCAGAUGGGCUGGAAGUGAGCAAAGAAGGGGAUCUCUUGUAGUCCUGGUGUAAAUCCAGCAUACGGCUCCUGUGAAAAGUGGGGUUGCUUUUUCUACCCUGACAGCAGACCUUGCCCCAUCAUGUCUGCUCACUUCUUUUAUAAUUUAUGCCAUCUUUGAGGAAUUGUUAUGUUAUGUAAACAAAUGGAGACUGUGUGAACAGCACACCAGGAAGUAAUAUGCGGGGACAGAAAAGAAACAUGAUAAUCCAUUUAAUCUUUUCAGGUAGAAAAAUAAGAACUAACUAAAAAAAAAAACUAGUCAGUUGAGACUGGGACUAAAAUGCAUCUGAGUCUAGAAAUGGUUUGGAAAUAGUGCCAGAAUGAGGUGUAUGGGCAUCACUGUUUAAAGUACUGUCACAUGUUUCUUUCAAUAACUUGAUAUCUGUCACUUCAAUUAGAAAUGCCUGAGUUUUACAGUGUGUCUGAAAACUUGUUCUGCAAGAAGUGCAACUGUGUUUUUACUCACUUCAAUACUCUGAACAUAAUUUUCCUUGUUUCUCUGCUUUUGUUUACAGUAUCUCCUCAAGAAGCCAUCAUAUAAUUUGUGCCUAACUUUGUAUUCUUAGAGUGGUAAGUGUAGUCUAGUUACCACCUGAAAACAGUUAUUAGAAGUUAGAUGUGCUGUUCAACUUUGUGACUCCCUGUUCAUUUGCCUAUAAACAUCUUUAUAUAACCUAUAACCUUCAGAUGAUGUAUUCUUCUCUUUCAGCCAAGGGGGAAAUAGCAGGACCCCACUGGUCUAUAUAUUAUAUAUAUAACACAUAAAUUCUUCGAAGCAGUAUUCUCUCUGAAAUGUGAAUAGGAGUUUUCUUUACAUUAAAACAUUUUCAUUAAACAAAAAAAACCAAAAUCCACAGUAAUUAACCACUGCAGUCAUCCACAUGGUUGCAACCUUAGAUAUACAAAAUACAAGAGUUGAGGUGAGAGGACAAUCUAGUAGAUGGCCAUUAUAACAUUGCAUAGCAGUAGGACAUUCUAAAGCAUUAUAUUUUAGAAAUCAGAUAUAAGCAGUGAUAUGAAUACUAGAUUAAAAUAGUUUUGUUACCUAUUGGGUGGAGUGAAAAAUAGAGCUUUUCAAGAGUACAUUUAUUUACCUAAAUAGAAAAUUAGCCCAACUUAUUGUAAAUGCACUAGAAUGAGGGAGAAAAAUAUAUCUUCAAUAAUUGGCAAAACGGUAAUCUUUAUUAUCUUAUACAUAUGUAUGUUAUAUCCUAUACAUACAUAUAUGAUAUUUUUUAACAGUGAUCAGUGUUCAUGUAGUGUGUGCUAGUGAUGUUUUAUGUCCCUAUAAAUAUCUUAUCAAUCAGUGUAGAGAUGAUGAGCUUAGAGUAGUUUAUCCAGUUUUUUUCCCUCCCUGGACGCUACUGUAGUAGCCCGUAAAUGUUCUUUCCUUUCAGGGGACUGUUUCUAUCCUGUUCUUUUGUCGGUCUGUCUUCAUAUUGCAGGGUCUCAGGUAAAUCCUCCGUUCAUGUGUGUCCGUAGAUCAGUAGGUGUUGUUUCAUCCAGUUGAAGAAAACAAAAAACUAAACCUUAAAGUAACACUUUCACAAAUUGUUAACUUCUUUUCUCUGUGUGUGUGUGUAUAUAUAUAUGUAUAUUAAAUAUAUUAAUCAUUUUGCUGAACUUCCUCUUUCACGGGGCAAUUAGUGUUGCCAGUUCUAGGCACUGCUGGAGACCUUUAAUCCUCGUGCAGAACAACUGAAGCGCAGUCAGGGGUUGUCACCCAGGGAAGGGAGGGCAAAUUCCGCAACAUUUUACGCUGACCCACCGAAUCUCCACUCCACGGGCUCUUGCUGGUCCCUGUCUCACACAGCAGCAGGACAGAACCCUCCUGUGAGCUUCUCUGCCUCAAAGCUGUGCCCCCUUGUUUCAGCUUCGCCUGCUGUCUUAAUAAAUGACUUGUUAUUCUUGCUUCUGGCUUUUAUUUUCCUGACAGAGGCGGGUUUCAGAAGCCAUGCUUUGUCUGAUCUCAUGAAGGUCCACUAAGACGAGCUGGAAAUUUGGUCCCCACGUCUAGGUGAGGCUGAGAGACCUUCCCUGGGUGCAGAAAGGAAGCUAAGGAUUCUGUUUUUUGAUGUCAGUACCUCUAGUAGAAAUUAGGCUUUUUUUGUCAGGACAAAUUGCUUUAGGCCUCUCUUGGCCAAUAUUCCUUAGCAUCUUGGUUUGAUUUUUGGAGUCCAAGCCAGUUUAUCCUCACUACUGUGAUUGAAAAACAACAAGUAUCCACAGAUUUGGUCCUCUUUUGAAAGAAGAAAACACACUCAAACAGUUUAAGAGUACUGAAUCCUUUCACUUAUUAGCUUGUCUCAAGACAAACUGGGAUUAACUAAUUGCAAUAAAAUUACCUCAGUGUAAGGAUGUCAGCUACUGUCUACAUGAAUUACGAAAGAGUUAUCAUUUGAAGGAGUACUGCUGGGGUAUGAUAUCUUUUGGCUUGGAUUACCAAACCAGAAUGCGUAUGAAAUUGCAAUUGAAUUGCUUUCCAUGAUUUAUGUAAUUAAUCUGCUUGCUUUUUAAUUUAGAUGUUGUUCCUGUGCCUGGUAAGUCAUUAGCGCAGGAUUAGGCUUGACUUUGAAACUCUGUAAACAGAUGAUAGUGAUUUUUUUUCCAGCUGAUCUUUAUCUUCAGCUUUGACCCCAUUACUAGGCUUGCAAAAACCUUUGGAAAAGGGGGAGAAAUGCGUACAAAAAUCACAGAAGAUGUGAAGUUUUCGCUGUUUGUUAAAAGCAGUUUUGUUUUUUUUUUGUCACAUCAGACUUUUUAAAAAAAUAUUUUACUGGCCAAAUCUGAGAGUUGAGAUUAAAUUAACCAGCAGUGUCUUCUUUAAAUGGAAGUAAUCUUGAAGUUUGGGAAUGCACUUCAUUUACCAUAUUCUAGGAAAAGUUUGCAUGUACUUUGAUAAUUUUCUAAAAAUAAAUUUAGUAACUAAUAACAUACCAGUAAAGAUCUUUAAAAAAAAAAGGAGGGGAAAAAGCCAUACUAGUAAAAAUGUGAUGUACGUACUUGCAGAUCUAUCUAUCUUGUGAGUAAAAAAUGUUUAAAUUUGGUGAAAUUAUAACGCAUAUUUUUUUCUUUGAAAUUGAGUUUCUGGAUGAGCUGAGAUGCAUUAUCGUAUGCAUUAAAGAUUAUACCUAAUGCAAAUGCUUACCAUCUUCAAAUUCUUUGGGGUCUCCCUAGUGUUUUUAAUAUGCAAUUUUCAAAACCUGUGUUUCAGCUAGACAAGGCAGCACUUUGUUUCCAAAAGAAGGGUUUAACAAAAUGACCUUUAAUUGAGAAAGACUUGGAUUGUCUUUACAUGAUGUUUCAAUUGAGUCAAAGUAGUCUUUUGGUUAGGUUCUGCUCCACUGACUGCAUUAGACGUGCCUCCACACUGAAGAUCAUUGCUUCUGAUACGUUGUGUGACUGUCUCUUACCGUCAAAUUCCAACACCUGCUUGAUUUUAAAUACCUUUGGUCUGUUUGUUAUGUACAGUUGUAUGGAUAAUAUGAUUUCUUGUUGCCUGUUAUGUGUGGCAGUCAUUGGUUUUCCUAUUGGUUUCUUAUUCUGCAGCUCCACUUCUUCUUGCAAUCAAGGACAGACUUGUAGGGAUUGUGGGUUGUAGGCAGCAGAACUUUUGACAGCUGGCAUCUCAGAAAGCUUCUCUGUUCUGCUAUAAAACUGUUGUAAGAGACACUUGUUUCUUGGUUUGGAGUUGAAUGGUGUGCACUUAAGGUAUUUGUAAAAUGGUCAGAGCUUGAUAUUCCUGAGUUACUCAGGUUGAUGAUUUGAGGGGGGAGGGGAGGGAUAUUGGGGUUUCUGCCUUUGUCACCCUCAGGCACUCUAUUGCAAAGAGAGAAGGUUUUCCUGAUGGGUUUAACAUAAUGUGAGAACCAGGCUGGACCUUAAUUCUUGCAAUAUUUCUGUUUGCCCAUAGCAUCUAGAUACAUCUUCAGGUAACCAUUUGCCUUAUAGCAAUCUUCCAUUGUUAGGAAAAUUAUUGAUUGACUAAAACAUGUUCUUAUCUGUCCUUUAUAUUAUGUAGUAUUACCUUGUAAGGUAGAUGCUUGGCUGGUAUAAAUUGUCACAGCUUUGUCUGGAGCUGUGACAAUUUACACCAGCUGAGAAUUUGCGCCCUGUGUCCUAUGGCACUUUAUUACGGACCCAUCGCUGAUGGGUUAAAUCUUAAUUACUUGCGUAAUGUCAUAUAUAAAUAUAUA
Molecule: messenger RNA, 7125 nt
Organism: Corapipo altera (White-ruffed manakin)
Lineage: Eukaryota; Metazoa; Chordata; Aves; Passeriformes; Pipridae
Gene: SLC6A5
Product: solute carrier family 6 member 5
Exons: 16
Coding region: 98-2482 (794 amino acids)
Biological process (GO): synaptic transmission, glycinergic; sodium ion transmembrane transport; glycine import across plasma membrane
Cellular component (GO): membrane
Molecular function (GO): glycine:sodium symporter activity
Source: RefSeq, a predicted model, not a curated record